Messenger RNA from Salvelinus namaycush (lake trout), 1817 nucleotides. RefSeq names its product methylosome subunit pICln-like. The record is from RefSeq and is a predicted model, not a curated record. Gene Ontology annotation, cellular component: plasma membrane; cytosol; pICln-Sm protein complex. The coding region runs from base 151 to 855 and encodes 234 amino acids. The transcript has 8 exons. Lineage: Eukaryota; Metazoa; Chordata; Actinopteri; Salmoniformes; Salmonidae. Gene Ontology annotation, biological process: mRNA cis splicing, via spliceosome; spliceosomal snRNP assembly; chloride transport.
CUGGUGUGGAAAGCAGUUCGUUUGGAGUAAAACAACCAUCGGAAAGGGGUCUGAAAAAGACUUUCAGAACACAGCAAGGCAACUAAAGGAGCGCAGUGUCAUUCUCGUAACCGAAUUGUCCAGGCGGGUUGGGAGGACAGGGAAGCCACGAUGGUGAAUCUGAAAAACGUAUCUCCUCCAAGUGAAGGAAUACGGUGCAAUCAAGGUGAAAUCACCGCUGUUUGGAAUGGUGAAGGGCUGGGACCAGGGACUCUGUACAUUGCAGAAACAUGUGUAUCAUGGUUCGAUGGGUCUGGAAUGGGGUUUUCUUUGAAAUACCCGUCAAUCAGCCUCCAUGCAAUCUCACGCGACUUUACUGCGUACCCAGGAGAGCACCUGUACGUCAUGGUCAACACCAAACUCAACGAUAAGUGUGCGGAGGAAGAGGAUAAUGAGAGUACUGAUGAUGACUGCAACGCGGAUUCCAUAAGUCCUGUUACAGAGAUCCGUUUUGUGCCCAGUGAUAAGGCUACCUUGGAGCCCAUGUUCUCAGCCAUCUCUGAAUGCCAGGCCCUGCACCCUGACCCUGAAGACUCCGACUCUGACUUUGAGGGAGAUGAGUACGAUGUUGAAGAAGCUGAACAGGGUCAGAUAGACCUGCCCACAUUUUACAACUUUGAGGAGGGUCUGUCCCAGCUCACCCUGGAGGGCCAGGCCACCCUGGAAAGACUGGAGGGGAUGCUGGCCGACUCUGCAUCCCAGAAACACCACUGCAUGGCCGGGGUCAGGCCCGAGGACACCCCAACGGGAUGCUGCAAUGAGUGUGGUGCAGUAGGGGUCUCAGGACAGUUUGAAGACGCAGACGUUGAUCAUUGAUGGAACAGAGGCCCUUGUUCGCACCCUCCUGACCGAAAGCUUUUUGAAAACGGGGGUAUUAGGGUGGAAUUGAAGUGUGGGGGGGCCUAAAGGUCUGAUUGCGUAACACAGAUGCAAGCAGAGCCAAGGCACUGGGUCUCUGAAUGAGUACAGAUAAAUAAUUUUAAGUCUCACCCGGCUAAUCUCUACUGGCAGGUCACGAUAGGCCUCGAAGUCUGGAGGACUAAAGCAAAUAACAACUCACUUUUUUGUGAAACGUUUCCAUUUUUGUUACUGAAAGAAUAGACCAGCCAGCAGAUUUAUUUUGAGCUUUGUAUGUUCAAAUAAUAAAACUUGGUUUUGUAUAAAGCAAAGUGUGUGUGAGAGAGCGAGAGUGGAUGAAUUGGUAGUCGAACAUCAUCUGUCAUCCGAAAUGAGCACACUUUCAAACAGCAACUUGUAAAUCUUAUCAACCUUCUACUGUAAUUAUCAACCUGCGUUUAACAAGUGAUCAAUUGCAGGAUAAGGAUUUGAGAUGUAAUGCUGGUGGGAUGUUCAGUUGGCUGCCACAGACCAGCUCUAGAGCCAUAACAACAUUUGUUUGCUGAAAAUACUUUGUUUGCCAACUGGCACCCUGGUUGAGUGGCAUGGUGUGGAUUUCUGUAGGACUGCUUCUCUUCCGGAUGGGUUGGUGCCCACACUGCCCAGCCACUCUACACCCCCCCCCCCAGUUGUUGAAAGAAAGAGGCAGCUUUGUGCGGGGGUCUGGCUAUACUGACACGCAGAGAAAGAAUGGAUUCAGAGGGAGAGGAUUUAUGCUGAAAUAGUGACCACUCAGCACCCAAUCACCAUCCCAGCUCUCUUUGUUCCUUCUCAAUCAGAAGGGAAAUAGCCUUCCCUAGACUUUCUGCACACAGUGUGCAUUUUAAUCAGAGGGAAAGCAUUGUUGAAUUAAAUGUGGAAUUACUUAAUGAAAAAUUGCA